Messenger RNA from Fusarium mangiferae, 888 nucleotides. RefSeq names its product putative chaperone protein hchA. Gene Ontology annotation, molecular function: protein deglycase activity. The record is from RefSeq and is a predicted model, not a curated record. Lineage: Eukaryota; Fungi; Ascomycota; Sordariomycetes; Hypocreales; Nectriaceae. Bases 1 to 888 code for a protein of 295 amino acids. The transcript has a single exon.
AUGUCCAAGCAAGACGACAAGACUCCCGUCCGCGACACGGCGGAAGAUGACGCCUACUUCCCCUCACCCUUCUCUCUCACGCAGUACGUUACCGCCAAGACAGACUUUGAUGGCGCCGACUAUCCAAACAAGUACACCGGCGGCAAGUGGAAGAUCCUCAUGAUUGGUACCCAGGAGCGCUAUCUCAAAAUGGCAGAUGGCAAGUUCUUCUCCACAGGUAAUCACCCAGUUGAGAUGCUUCUGCCUAUGUAUCACCUCGACGCUGCUGGCUUUGAUAUUGAUGUCGCUACACUCUCGGGAGAUCCAGUCAAGCUCGAGAUGUGGGCCUUUCCUCAAGAGGAUGAGGCUGUCAAGUCGAUUUACGACAAGUACAAGCAGAAGCUUCGCAGCCCGCUCAACCUGUCUGAGGUCUGGAAUGGCAAAGACGGGAAGGGGUUUAAUGAAGAUACGCCAUAUCUGGCAGUCUUCAUUCCAGGCGGUCAUGGCGUGUUGAAUGGCAUACCCUUCAGUAAGACCGUUGGCGACGUUCUCCGCUGGGCUCACGCCAAUGAUCGCUUCUUUAUCACCCUCUGCCAUGGGCCUGCCAGUAUCCUCGCCGCGGAUGUUGGCAAGCCUGAGGGGUCCAAAUUUAUCUAUGACGGAUACAGCAUCGACGUGUUCCCCGACUCACUGGAUCAGGGAGCUAAUAUCGACAUUGGCUAUAUCCCAGGCAAGAUGGAGUGGCUGGUUGGUGAGCGACUGAAGAAGCUCGGUGUUACGCCGAUCAACAAGACUAUCUCUGGUGAAUGCCAUCGGGAUCGUCUGCUAUUGACUGGUGAUUCUCCACUGGCAUCGAAUAACUUGGGCAAGCUGGCAGCUAAGACGCUGCUGGAGGAGGUGAACAAGUAG